AUGAGUUCGGAAGAAGAUAGUGACGAGAUUUACGAUGAAAUUGAUCGUCAUCAUAUGUCACUUGAUAUAUCUGAUAAUGAGAAAGGAUAUCCUGUGACUCGUAAACAUGUGGAGGUGUUAAACGUCGAAGGAGAUUCAUCUAAUGAUGAUGACAAUGAAGAAGACAGUAAUCCUUUCUCGGAUACUGAUGAAGACGGUGUAAACAACGUCGAGAAGUUCUUACCUUCGGCGGAUAAAUGGGGCAAUGGUCGGAGAAGUUUCUACAACACUUCGUAUGUUGACGAAGACUGGGGUGGCAUGAAUGAAACGGAAGCGGAAUUAGCCGAAUUGGAAGAGGAAGACGCUAUUGCAAGGCAAAAGAAACUAGAUGCUGCUCUUGGCCUUUUGCCCAUGCAGUUGCAGGAUGAGCUGCAGGAAGAGGAAACCACUCAUGAUUUGAACGAGCUCCCAGAUAUCAAAAGCAUGACUGCAGAACAGCGACAUGAAUACUUUUUAAAAGUUAAUCCUGAUUUGGAGCAGAUAUUUAACGAGUACCAAGCAAAAAGAGCAUAUUUCUUUACGGACGUUCUUCCUCUCUUGGAUUUAGCUCAUUCACUAAAACAUGUUCGACCAGGCUUAAUGUUAGAAAAGCAACUAGUUCUUGCAAUCAACGUAUUUUCAAGAUACCUGACCAAUUUGUUAUUUGCAUUUCAUAUAAAAAUAGUCGGAAGUUCAUAUCAGGAAGCUCCUAAAUUUAUUGGCCAUCCUGUUCUGCAGGCUCUUUUAACUUUUCAGAAAGAAGUGUUCGCUGUUAUGCAUUUCCUUGAAAAACACAGUGCCAUUCUGCAAACGAUAAGAAAUAAUCUUAAAUCGAGGGAUUUCGAGAAUAUAUUGGAUACAUUUGCAACAGUAGAGUUUGUACAGAAGUCAAGAAUUUCUAAGACAGAUAAGAGAAAUGAACAGUUACGAAUCGAAGAUGAUAGAAUGGAUCGUGAAGUUCGAAUUGUGAAUGACGAAAUAAACGAAGGAACUAUGAAACGUUCAAUAACCAACCAAAUUGAGAAGAAUAGAGGUUUGCAAAAUAAGCGGAAGAAAGGAACACAUCAUUCAAGAGUCAAAAAGAGGAAGCAGUUCAAGAAAGCAUUAAUAAAAAAACACUCGCAAAAGGCUGAUGCGCGGAGGGAAUUAACUCCAUACGGUGGUGAAACUCGAGGAAUCAGAGCAUCAGCCGUGAGAAGCGUUAAACUAAAAGCUUAG
Messenger RNA from Brugia pahangi, 1236 nucleotides. The record is from the annotation of a GenBank genome assembly. NCBI's taxonomy places the organism in Eukaryota, Metazoa, Nematoda, Chromadorea, Rhabditida, Onchocercidae.